Molecule: messenger RNA, 4387 nt
Organism: Schistocerca cancellata (South American locust)
Lineage: Eukaryota; Metazoa; Arthropoda; Insecta; Orthoptera; Acrididae
Product: 2-phosphoxylose phosphatase 1
Exons: 7
Coding region: 351-1817 (488 amino acids)
Biological process (GO): dephosphorylation
Molecular function (GO): phosphatase activity
Source: RefSeq, a predicted model, not a curated record
AGUGUAGACAUCUAGUGACGGAAUGUGGAACCGCGCGCAUCUGUGCAAGAAAGAGCUGUCAAUAUCGCCGGCGGUAUUCACAAUACAGUCUGAUGCGGAAGGUGUAUAAAGUUAUUUCUCCAAAUAUGUGACUGUGUCGUUUAGAGAGAUGUUUUUACGGAAAGUUAGUGAAGCUGUGACUCUGUGGCGAAAAAUGUUUCAUUAAAUCUCAGACCCAAGUUUUGAAAAACGUCGAUAGUUAGAAACCAGGGAUUCUGUUCACGGUCUAGCGAAAAAUUAGUCGCUUAGACGUUAUUGUUAAACCAAAUGUCUGCCUUUCUAGAUUAUUUUCUUGACUAACAGAUUUAAUAAUGAAGCUAUCUUCGCAACAUCGUGCACUGUAUUGUUACUUAAUUCUGAGUAUAUGGAUAUUCUUGUUGAUUGCUGGUAUGUACAAAUAUAUUGGAAAUGAAGAUGGAACUGCAGCUGUGAAAUCAACAGAGAAUGAAAUUUCUCGUGGCAGUUCUGUAAAAAUUCUGAAGCCUGAUAUAAAGACGAGAAGAAUUUUUCAUCUAUGCAAUCCACCAGAAGAAAUUUCUGUUGGAUCCGAAGGUCAAGUACCAAGCAACAAUCUGUCACUGGAAGCCAUAUUGAUAUUCUUGAGGCACGGAGAUAGGGGUCCUCUCUCACAUGUUCGAAAUGUCUCAACUGUCAAUUGUGCAGUUGAUUUAUCAGGUGUUGAUCACGACCGCACAGUACGACAACUCCAGCAGCUUCUACACAAUGCAAGUUCGCCCCAAUUAAUGGGGCCAUUUCAUGGGUUUCCUCUGUUGCCCCCAUUUGGAGGGGAGUGCCAGUUGGGACAACUGACAGCUGUGGGGGCUGCACAGAUGUUAAAAAGUGGCACAAUACUAAGGCAUACAUAUGGUGAUCGCCUUGGUUUUGGAAAUGGUUCUUUAACACCAGAGGAUAUACUUGUCUACAGCACCAAAUACAGGCGAACCGUGCAGAGUACUCUGGCUUUUCUUGCGGGGCUGUUGCCACCAGAGGAUCUGCAGAAAGCUGUGCUACACGAGUCACAGUCACUAGCAUUUUGCUUCAAUGACUGUGCGUGUGCAGCAGCUGAACAGCUCCGGCGAGGUCAGACGGCAGCCGGAGUGGCACAUCUGCACUCCCACCCAGCUGUUGCACGGCUCGUCAAACAGGCAGCAGCUGUAGCCCUGGAGCGGCCACCAGGCGGGGGUACAGGGCCCGAGAAGGAGCCCGACACAGACCCUCGUCUGCUCCAAGAUGCACUUCUGACUUACGUGUGUCAUGCAGCUCCUCUACCUUGUGUUGAUGAUUCUUGCUUGCGCAUGGAACAAGUUACAGGACUGGCCGCAUACCUAGCAUGGGAGUGCCGUCAGCAGUCACAUUCUCCUCCUAUCCGUCGCUCAUCCUUACUUCGCGCCUAUGGCUUGGUGCGUGCUGUUGUAGCACAGCUUGUGCGUGUUGUGUCAGAGAGGCGGCCACGUGUGGCAGUCUUCUCAGGACAUGAUCGAACACUUGAAUACUUAGCAGGGGCAUUAGGCCUAGAAUGGCCUCAACCACGCUAUGGUGCUCGCUUUGUUAUAGAGGUAUACCGUGGUCGUGAUCGUGAGUCUCAUCAGACUCUGCCUCGUGCCCGUGAUUUCUUCCUGCGGCUGGUCGGUGAUGGGCGAGAUCUCACACCACAUACAAGUUUCUGCCGCCAAAGGCAACUCUGUCCAAUUGAGAGCAUAAUCAGAUUUCUGCAUGAGGAUUACUUUGCACCAUUUAAUGCAUCCAAUUUUAAGGAUGCAUGUAUGGGAAAGGGUUGAUCUAGUCACACAAUUUCGGUGGAGUUGCCUCAUGACAUUCUCAUCUCAGAUUGAUAUCCGAGAAUAGUACUGUACAUGACAUUUCAACAAAAACUUAUACUAUGAAUAGAUGUUGUUGUUGAUGAUGAUGAUGAUGGUUGUAGAAAAAUCUAAGAUGCAUCAUUUGUUAUUUUCCUCACUUAAGUAGAUAAACUCAAGAUAUAUUUGACAUGUAACUUUUCUCAUUUAUUCAGUAAUCAUUAUUUUGGUGUAUGUAAUUCAACUACAGUGAGGAUCCUUAAAUGAUAAUUGUAACUCACUUCACUGGUAUGGUAUACUUCAAUAUCAUAACCUAUCAGUUUUAAAUGAUUCAAGAGUAAUAAAAACAGAGCGAAUGACACAUACACAGUGUGUAACAAACUUCCCAUUUGAAAUUUAAACAAGUUAUUUUAACCUUGCUAUAUACUCAGUUUGAAAUAUGUUUCAAGAAACUUUUAAGGUACUAUCACACUUUUGUGAUUAUAAUUACCAAAUAUAUUCUGCUGUGACUACAAACUUGGGAAGUUUCGUGUGCAACAUGAUAAAAGAAUACUCAAAUUAAUUUGAUAAGAUCAGGAAGUUUUAAGUCCAUACUGUGACUUUGCCAAGCAAAUAGUGAUAUAACUGUGCUUACAUGUGUUUGAAAUACUUGGCAUUCUAUGGACUUGUGAUUUAACACAUAUCACUUCACAAAGAGGUGUUCCACUCACUAUCAUUUCCUUUCCUCAUUUAUCUAUCCAUUUGCAUGAAUGACUGAUUCUUAUUAGAAUUAUUUGUUCAGAGCAAGGUAACAGAAUUCAUAUAGUGACUAUGCUACAUUAAAUUUCAAUAGCACCCGACACAAUUUUCGUGUUUGAGAACUAUUACUAUUAAAAUGUUUCAGAUAAAGAUAUUGUUGAAUAUAAACUACUGUAUCAUUUGUGUAUACAUUGAUCUCCUAUCUGAACAGUUGUUCAGUCCAUUUUUUUUAUUGUUGACCUACAUAUCAGAUUUGUUUUUUAUUGAGACUGUUGUAGACACUCUUUUUAAUUGUUGUUGAUAUUUAAUGUUUUUGGAUAUCAGUUGGAAGCAAAUGAAAUGUAUUAACUGACAUGUUUGUGGCUGUGCUGUCCAUUCUUUUAAAUAUCAGUUAUUCACUAUAAAAAUAAAUUUCUACAUCAUGUUGUUUUUAAUGUGACACUGCCACUUAUUAGUUUGUCACUUCAUAGUCUUAUAAGAAAACUGAGUGGCAGUACUGCAUGAAGUAUAGUACUCCUUAGAUAAAGACUAUUGUUUUGUCUUUCAUUCAUUGUUCAUGGUUUCUAAGAAACCGCUGUGAUAUUAGUAAUUUAUUGUUUGUCAUUCCUCAUUUUAAUUAUUUGUCUCAUAAGACUGGAAAUUCAGAAUAGCAUAUCCAUUUUGUGUACAAGAACAAACAUUUAAGGUUUGCUGCCAAAUGUUUCUCUUUAAGAGCUGAUAAGAAUUUAUUAAGCUAAAUUGUGACAAAUGCAUAUUGCUACUAUUGUACGAAAUUAAUUAAAGUUUUUAUGAACAGUUUGCUAUUUAUGGAAGUUUUAGUACCAAAUAUUGCUAUAAAACUUCGCUGUUUCUUAAAAAUUAAUUUAGAGAAGCCAGUGAAUUUCUUGUCAAUCAUUUAGUCAGCAGUAAAACUGCUUUCUUGUACAAAUGUUAACAGUCAGUAAUAGCAGGCCACUGUUUAUAGCAUACAAUAGAAACAAACAGGAAAAGAUAAAGGAAGUAGAAAAUAUAUGACUCUUAUUUGUCUAUUUGGUACUAGCUCAGAUGGUUACAUAGGAGUAAUGUUACACAUGGUUUCUCUUUCAUAACAGCUUGUACAAUAUUUAUCUUCCACUACAAAGGGAACAAAUUGACACUUGAUUUACAGAUGGACAUGAGCUUAAACGGGGAUUCUUGAAACCGAAACCUUCUGCACAAAUUGAUAUAAUGGCAGAACAGAUGCACCUGACCUAUUGUUUUUAAUAAUGUAUGUUUUCCCCACCAUCCUGAGUUUACUUACUACUCUCAACUUACUUGUAGCGUGAAAGCUGAUCUCUCUUCCUUGUAGCUAAGUGAUGCCUAGUGUUAUUUACAUCUGAUCCUGGAUUUUACGAUAUACAGCCUACAUGUGUUUGGGAUAUUUUAACUAUACAUCUACAUAUAUUCUCAGUGAUCCAUGGUAUAGUGCAGGGCAGGGAGUAAUUCAUAACAAUAUUAAUUAUUUUCUGUGUUUCACUCACAUAUUGAGCAAAGGAAAAAAUGACUUUAUACCUCUGUAUGACCCCUAUCUCUUUUAUCUUAGCCUCAUGAUCCCUACACAUGAUAUAAAGUUGGGGCAACAGAAUUGUCACAUAGUAUUUCUUACCUACUACAUUUCCCUCAAUGUACCCAGCAAGAUUUCCUGAUGAUAUCUUCCUUCAAAAGAUUGGACAUCUCUGUUACACUUUUGAAUGAGUUGUACCAACUGUUAAGUCCCAAGCUGACAAAGACUCCAAAAGCUGGAGCAGCACUUUCGAAUCAGUUGCACAAUUUUAUUGUAUGAGAUUUUUUUUUUU